Molecule: messenger RNA, 10081 nt
Organism: Danio aesculapii
Lineage: Eukaryota; Metazoa; Chordata; Actinopteri; Cypriniformes; Danionidae
Gene: col27a1a
Product: collagen, type XXVII, alpha 1a
Exons: 61
Coding region: 310-5664 (1784 amino acids)
Cellular component (GO): basement membrane
Molecular function (GO): extracellular matrix structural constituent
Source: RefSeq, a predicted model, not a curated record
AAAAAGGAUGAAAACGUCCACUCCUGACUCCUCAAACCCCCCAAGCACCAAACAUCCAGUAGCCGCCGUAGCUGCAGUUGCCAACCCGGCGUAAAUGCAUGCAGCGCCCGGGCAGGACCGGACAGAAUCGCCCGCGGAUUAUUCCCGUCGCUCCACGGGAGGGAUUUAUGGUGGUGUCGCGCUGCAAACCGGUGGGAAAUCGCGCUCAUUCCGCACCACGGUUUAUCCGAUGCAUGAGACGACGGCUCGCGCUCUCGGGCACGCAGAUUAACGGAUCAGGAUUUUGACUGCCGGGACAAAUGAAUACAAAUGAAUUUAGCGACCCGAAGGAGAGUCCGCAGAACCUCUCGUCUGGUGGCAAAGAGAGCUCUUCUUCUGUGUAUUCUACUUUAUUGUACUUCUUUUGGAUUCACCCAAGUGCUCUUUGAAGAUGUGGACGUGUUGCAGCGGUUGGCUCUGCGUGCUGAGCUCGGGUCCCGUGCCGUUCCCGCUGGCGUCAUCUCCCUCCGCUCAGGAGUCAUCCUCACCACACGGGCACGGGUCACCACACCCACACGCUCUCUGUUCCCACCAGAACUCUUUUGGAACUGCACUAUCGUCCUGAGCGUCCGAUCCCACCGCUUAAACUCAGCUUUUCUCUUCUCUGUCCUAUCUGGGAGUCGGAUUCAGCUCGGGCUGGAAAUUUCGCCUGGCAAGCUAACACUUCAUGCAGGCCCCGGGAAUGCUGCAACGUUCCCAUAUAACCUCCAUGAUGGACGCUGGCACCAUCUAGCCUUUGUUAUAAAUGGGCGAUCAGUGACCCUACACUCUCCCUGCUCGGAGAGCAACAGAGGAGUUACUCAGGAGCUCCCUGUACUCCCUGAACGCCUGAACCCUAGAGGAACCUUCCGCCUAGGGGGCAGCAGUGCUCUGCUUCCGGGUGUGGUGCCCUUUGAGGGGGCGGUUUGCCAGUUUGAUGUGGUGCCCUCAGCUCAAGCACAGCAAAAUAUCUGCAGCGCCAUCCGCAGGCAGUGCAGAGAAAAUGACACCUACAGGCCGGCACCUCCUGCCCUGCUUCCCCUCCCAUCCCGACACUCCCCACCACUAUUGGCCCACACCUUACCACCUAAUCGCACUUUCACUUUCACUCCCACUAAUUUCCUUUUGGCACCCGUAAAUGGCGCAGGAGGGUCUUCUUCUGUGAGAAUGAGUGAUGGUGUGCGACCCAAGCCUUCCUCCACCACACCUCCACCCCUUGCCUUGAUGCAAACAGGAAUUGAUGCUCCUUUAUCUUUAAAUUUGGUCACCCCCAAGCCUAGUCUCAGGACACCCAAGCCCACAGCCUCAAAACCUGGGGUCUGGCUUACCCCCACAAAUCCAUCCGGACCAAAACCCACUCCAGGGAAAGCAUCUCCAAAACUUAACGUAACUAAAUCUUUUGGACCAAGGCCUACAGCUGCUCGACCGGCUUCUUCGAAACUUGGUUCAAAAGCAAUUGGUCCCAAGCCUACAUCAUCGAAACCCUCCAAACCAGUAAAGAAGCCGACAUCUGCACCAAAACCCAACCCAACGAAGAAUGCGUCUACUGGUCCCAGACCUACCAAUUCAAACAAGAAACAAAACGCCAUUCUGAAACCAUUGCCUACUCCGAAACCGACUGUCCCCAAAAGACCCUCGCCAACCAACAAAAAGCCACUCAAGCCCAAAACCAAACCCCACACCACCUCGUUAACCCCAAAAUCCACCCUGGCUCCAAACUCUAGUCCUAAAAAGCCCCUGCCGACCCUAAAAUCCCCGUCGUUCACCACUGCUGCACCAAGUAAACCCCCCAAAACUCUGGAAACCCCAAAAGUCAAUCCUGACAAGCCUAAAAGGCCUGUGCCUUAUUCCACACCACGCACUCCAAGGUUCGCCAUCCAAUCUGUGACUCUUCCGGCAUUUGACGAUUUCCAGAGCUUCGAGGUAGAGCCCACACGCUUUUCACUUCUGGUUGGAGCACCAGGACUAAAAGGAGAUCAAGGGGAAUCGGGAUUACCGGGACCUCCAGGUAAACCAGGGCAGCCCGGGACGCGAGGACCUCGGGGACCUCCUGGACCACAUGGCAAGCCAGGUCGAACCGGUCCUACAGGACUGAAGGGGAAGAAGGGAGACCCCGGACUCUCUCCUGGAAAAGCACCAAAAGGAGAUAAAGGAGAUGUUGGUCUGUCCGGUCCUCUUGGUUUAGUCGGGGUGGAAGGCCGUAAGGGACAAAAAGGCCACCCAGGACCACCAGGCCUUCCCGGGGAACCAGGAGAACAGGGUCCUGUUGGAGAAGCGGGAGCCAAAGGCUAUCCUGGCAGGCAGGGUUUACCUGGUCCAAUAGGGCCUGUUGGGCCGAAAGGUGCUCGGGGUUUCAUAGGAAUCCCAGGACUUUUCGGUUUACCUGGAGCUGAUGGUGAAAGAGGCAGUCCUGGUCCACCAGGGAAGAGGGGCAAGAUGGGUAGGCCGGGUUUUCCUGGUGAUUUCGGGGAGCGAGGGCCGCCAGGACUGGAUGGGGAACCAGGUGUUAUUGGAGCUCCUGGUCCUCCUGGUGUCCUUGGCUUGAUUGGUGAUAUGGGCCCUGCUGGGACAGUCGGUGUACCAGGACUAAAUGGGCUGAAAGGCGUCCCGGGGAACAUGGGCGAGUCCGGACUGAAAGGUGAUAAGGGAGACGUUGGGAUUCCUGGAGAACAGGGAGAGAUUGGCUUCCAAGGAGAUAAGGGUGUGCAGGGUUUACCGGGAUUACCAGGACCUCGUGGAAAACCAGGACCACAGGGCAAGACAGGAGAAAUAGGGCCCAGUGGAUUAUCAGGCCCACCAGGACCUGAGGGUUUUCCUGGUGAUAUCGGUAAACCAGGCCACAAUGGACCUGAGGGGCCAAAGGGUAAACCUGGAGCCAGAGGUUUACCGGGACCUCGUGGAGCCGCUGGACGAGAGGGUGACGAGGGUCCUCUAGGACCACCGGGACCAUUAGGACUCGAGGGUCAGAUGGGCAGUAAGGGUUUCCCUGGGGCUCUUGGACUUGAAGGGGUCAAAGGUGAGCAGGGAGUCACAGGGAAAGCUGGACCCAUGGGUGAGAGGGGUCUCGUUGGCUUCAUCGGUCCUGGAGGAGAGGCUGGACUUGCUGGAGAGAAGGGUGAUCGCGGAGAGAUGGGUUUGCCGGGACCUCCAGGAGAGAAAGGAUCUACGGGUCACCCAGGAACCCCAGGAGAAGGCGGCCCACCAGGACCACCAGGCAGUCCAGGCUCACCGGGAUCACGUGGACCCAUCGGCAUGAGAGGACCUAAAGGAAGACGGGGUCCUAGAGGUCCAGAUGGGGUGCCUGGUGAGAUCGGCACUGAAGGCAAAAAGGGUCCUGAUGGUCCUCCUGGAAAAAUUGGUUUCCCAGGACACGCGGGGAAGAUCGGCGAGUCUGGGGAGGUGGGGCCAAAGGGAUUUCUGGGGAUUCAAGGACCGUCCGGGGCUACAGGAGACAAAGGAAUCGCAGGGGAGCCAGGACCUUCAGGACCUCCAGGAACACUCGGGCCUCAAGGAAAUCCUGGACCAAAGGGCCCUGCAGGAAAAGUUGGUGAUUCUGGACUUCCAGGAGAACCUGGAGAAAAGGGGUCAAUCGGGCUUGCGGGGAAUUCUGGGGCUGCAGGACUUAUCGGAGCAAGGGGAGAACCAGGUUUAGAAGGAGAGGCUGGUCCCGCUGGUCCUGAUGGCACAAAGGGUGAAAAGGGUGACAUGGGCACAGAGGGUGAGCAGGGGAUCAGAGGUGACCCUGGAAUUAAGGGGAAAGACGGGCCACCGGGCGACCCUGGACUUACUGGAGUCAGAGGUCCUGAAGGAAAAUCUGGUAAAAGUGGUGAGAGAGGGAAACCAGGGCUUAAGGGUGCUAAAGGUAACAUCGGUCAUCUGGGCGAGACGGGAAGUGUGGGAAAGAUUGGGCCAAUCGGAACCACUGGACCAAAGGGCUCUCGGGGAACUAUCGGACAUGUGGGUGCUCCUGGGCGUAUGGGGUUGCAGGGUGAUCCGGGUAUAUCAGGAUAUGAGGGUCACAAAGGACCUCAAGGUCCAAUAGGACCCCCGGGACCAAAGGGUGCAAAGGGUGAACAGGGGGAUGAUGGGAAGGUUGAGGGUCCGACUGGUGCACCGGGUCUCAGAGGUCCUAUUGGAAAGCGAGGAGACAGGGGUGAACCAGGAGAUCCAGGAUACGUGGGUCAGCAAGGUGUUGAUGGUUUACGAGGAAAACCUGGAGCUCCUGGACUGCCUGGUGAUCCUGGUCCACGUGGAACACAAGGCCCCAAGGGAUCCAAAGGAGAACAGGGUCAGAAGGGUAAACAGGGUCAGCAGGGAGAGCGCGGCAGCAGAGGAUCUCCGGGCGUUGUUGGGUUGCCAGGUCCUCGAGGUACUGUGGGGCGAGAAGGACGAGAGGGUUUUCCUGGCACAGAUGGACUCGCUGGGAAGGAUGGAAGCAGAGGAAUACCUGGUGAUCAAGGAGAUGAUGGAGAGUUCGGUUUGCCUGGUAAACCUGGUGCACCUGGAAAAGUUGGCGUCAUCGGUUUACCAGGGCCACAGGGAUCAUUCGGUCCAAAGGGUGAGCGAGGUCUCCCUGGUCACCCCGGCCCUUCAGGAAAGAGAGGUUUUAAGGGAGGAAUGGGUCUUCCUGGACCUCAGGGAGACCGGGGAUCUAAAGGCCAACCUGGUGACAUCGGGGAACCCGGCUUUCCAGGAAUGCUGGGAAUGUUUGGACCAAAGGGGCCUCCAGGAGACUUUGGACCAAAGGGGAUUCAGGGACCCAAAGGACCCCAAGGCAACAUGGGCAGAGGUGGUUUAGCUGGACCUGUGGGUGUGAUCGGCCCUAUUGGUAAUCCAGGCUCAAGAGGAGAUACAGGCAGCAAAGGAGAGCUGGGUGUUCAGGGUCCUCGAGGUGCUCCUGGACCACGUGGACCUCCUGGACCUCCGGGCCCUCCAGGAAUCCCGCUGGCUAUGAUUCAGGAUUUUGGUCUCGGUGUCGUUCAGCCAGUUUUCCGAGAGACUCACACACAGAAAAUGGAGGGUCGGGGUCUGCUGGACAUGCCCAUGUUGGAUCAGGCUCCAGAGAUCCUGCGAACGCUUGAUUAUCUGAGCUCUCUAGUCCACAGCCUGAAGAACCCGUUGGGCACACGAGACCAUCCCGCUCGACUCUGCAGAGACCUGCACGACUGCCGGGACACGCUUCAUGAUGGCACUUACUGGAUCGACCCAAACCUGGGCUGCUCCUCAGACUCUAUAGAAGUGAUGUGUAAUUUCAGCGGUGGCGGACGCACGUGUCUCAGACCCAUCACCACAGCCAAGCUGGAGUUCAGUGUUGGACGCGUUCAGAUGAACUUCCUGCAUCUGCUGAGCGCCGGAGCGGAGCAACGAAUCACUAUCCACUGCUUGAACGUGACUAUCUGGAGCCACGCCCCCAACCAGCCUCCUUCCCAAAAUGCAGUUCAGUUCCACGCAUGGACCGGAGAGAUGCUGGAGCCGGAUGUGUUGGAGGACACCUGCUGGCAAUUGAACGGGCGCUGGCAGCAUGCUGACUUCCUGUUCCGGGUGUCGGACCCUGCCUUACUCCCUGUCGUACGCAUUAGCAAGCUCCCAAAGGUGAUACCCUCAUCACGCUUUCAUCUUGAAGUCGGACCUGUGUGCUUCCUGUAGUGUGUGUGUGUGUGUGCGUGCGAGAGAUUGAGAGUGACCCACCCAUGCCCCGCCCCCUUCAGUAUUCAGCCAACGAUUGGACUGCAGCAACAGAAAGAGGUAAUGUGGGCGGGGCUUUUGGGGGGGAUGUAGCACUAGAGACUCCUACAGUCUGAAGGAAAUCCCGCCCCUAGCAGUCAUGGAUGUCCAAUCAGAUCCCUGUAGAAAUCAAGCCAAUCAUCUCGCAGGGACGAAGACUCAGGACAUCCAGGCUGGAGAAACUGACAAUUCUCUCCGUCUUUCUUCCUUCUGUCUCCUUUCUUUUAGCUUCACUCUCUCUCUCUCUCUCUCUCUCUCUCUCUCAGAUUAUUAAUAGUAAUAAGUUAUUAUGAUAUUUUAUAAUAAGAAUCAACAGUUUAUUGAAGAGAUGAAUACAAUCAUUGGGAGGUAUUAUAUGUACAUAUACACUUAUUGUUUAUCUGAUAUUAUUAUUUUAUACGGUCAUUUUGUCACAUGUAAAGAAAAAGAAAUGCUAAAGUGCAAUAGAAAAACACCGAAAAAAGAAGUGAUUAUUGGUUUUAUAAAUAUAUAUAAAGUGUGUGUCUCAUUAAGGAAGGUUUUUCAGGGGUGUUGUCAUCCAGACAUAUCAUUUUAACACUCCAUCAGACAGGGAAGUGUGACUGUGCGUGCGUGUGUGUGUGUGUGUGUUUUGUGACUGUGAAUGUGUGUGUGUUUAUGUGACGGAUCAGUAAACAAGUCUAGUAAACCUACAGACACAGCUCAUCAGCCUGAGGUGCACCUGUCACUUUAAGAGGGCGUGUCUCAAUCAGUGGGUGUGUCUUAUUCAAAUGAGGUUUAUAAAGGCGGAUCUCACAGGAAAAUGUGUUUAGGUCGUAUUUCACCCAAAAUGGGGAGGCAAAAUAUAAUGCAUUGUGACAUUUUAGCAUGGAAAAACUCAGAUAAAUUUAUUACAAUUCUGCAUGUUUAUGUCUUGCAGUUUUGACUUUUCUUUUGAUUUUAUAAAUCGCACAAUUAUUGAAAAUACAAAUGUUUUGCUAAAUUUUAUUAACGAAAAACUGCAAGUUAAAAAUUCUGAACUGAAAUUUGCAGAAAUAAUAAUUCUGAAAAUAAGCAGACAAUUCUGGUUCUUAUAUAAACUCCACAAUUGCAAGGGGAAUUCAUAAAAGGAGGAAUGAAUUCUAUUAAUUUUAGAUGUAAUUUUAAAAAUUGCAUGUUGCAAACUCAGAUUCACAUAAGAAAAAAGAGUUGAAAUUGCGAGAUAUGAACUCAAAUUAAUAUAACAUUACAAAUUAACUUAAAAUAAAAACUAGGGGGAAAAUAAAAUCAGAACUGUGAGGUAAAAAAAAAAAAUCGAAUAACUUUUACAUUUUUUUUUUAAUCCUGUGACAGAAACAGGCCUCCGGAUUUUUUUGUAUACGAUCAUCACUAGAAGUGAGAAAUCUCGAUUUGCUGUAACUGCAUUAUAAAAGUAUUGAGUAAAAAAUGUAGUUAAAUAUUGUCGUAAUGUAAAAAGUGGGACUAAAAUGAUUCGUUGCGAUGAUGCAAAAUAUUAAAAACUAAAAUGUAACUUUUAGUUUAGUCUUUUGUGAUUUGAACUUUUACAUGUUUUUUUAUUUACAAAUAACGCAGAUGAAUAUCAAAUACAGAGCAUUAAAAACAGAACAAUAUUAAAUAAAUAAAUGACAUCAUCUAAAUUGAUAUGCAUAGUAAAUCAUAAAUGUAAGUGAUGGUUAGUAAAUAUACUGCUUAUAGCAGUGGUGCCCAAAGUAGGGCCUGCGGGCCAAAGUUGGCCCAUGCUAACCUUUGGUUUGGCCUGCCAUCCCAUCUGAUAAGAGAGGGAGAAUGACGAGAUGGUUGGGACGAAUGCAGAGAUCGUCAUUUUGAAUUUAAUGUACCUUUUGUUUAUUUGGAGCUACAAAAAAAAAGCCAACUAAAAUUAAAUAUUCUAUUUAAAUGUUGUAAAUGAAUCAGACUUGUAAUGUAAAUACUGUCAACAGAUAGAGGAUAAUGCACAAGACAAAUCAAGCAAAGCAAAUCAAGGUAAAGGCAGGAGCAGCUUGACUAGUGUAUUCAGCAUUGAACUCCACUGUGUUAUAAAUAGGUUGUUUUGACUAUGAUAUGUUCAUUAUUAAACACUAAUUAUACUGCAUCGUUUAAUGUUUUAAAGAAACAUUUUCUAGUUAUUUUUAAAUAUGAAAAUAAAUGAGGACAUUUUAAGUAAGAGUUUAACCCCUCAAUCAAGUUUGCUUUUUGUGCCUUUAUAAGAAAAGGUUUGGGCAUCUCUGCUUUAUAGUCUUUUGCUCCAAAUGUCACAUUGUUAUAUUUUUCAUUGUUUUUUGGGGGUAAAAUAUGACUUUAGCGCGUUUUAGACAGGCCUGGUGAGAUUCACCUGUUUGAUUACAAUGGUGCUAAUUUAAAGUCAUCUUCAAGAUGUGGAUUCUUUCGUUUAGUGCCCGUGUUAAUCUGAAUUAUAAUGUUUGUGUGAAUUUUUGUCUACUUUUAAAGGUGCUCUAGAACAACGCUGCGUCCAAAAUCGCCUACUACUCCAAUAUGUGCUGCAUUUGAAUUUAAAUUUACUACACGACCAUUACAAAAGUACGUUCUAGAUAGUAUGAAUGGAACUCGGACGUACUACAUCUGCCUUUUGUUAUUAUCAUGUGACCUACCUGCAUCAUCCCUUCACUUUCAUUUAUGAAUUCUUUAGCAUGGCCUCAUGAUAGCAUAGCGUCUAUCGGACGCGCACAUCAGAAUCUUACCGGAAGUAGAAUAUCAUCUGGGUAAUUCUCGCAUACUGUUUUUCAAAUACUAUUGCUGUGUCCCUUAUACUACGCCCUAAAAGUACGUGCUUUUGAGUGUGUAACAGAAGAGUAUGCAAGCUUUGGGACAUACUACUUUUUCAUUAACAGAUCAUUUUGUUGCUUUAUGAUGGUGGGCAAAGCAAGGCUUCAUGAAACACUGAAACAGUCGAAGCAAAUGUGUUGAAGCGUCAUGUUUAAGCUUUGUGCUUGUGUUAAAAUGUCAAUUUAAACUUCCACAUUCAUUUCAUAUUGAAUUGCCUACCUUAUUGGAGAAGCAGCAGCAGGAUAAUCUGUCUUUCCUGCAGAGGAAUCUCCUCAGGUCUUUGGAUAUCUGUGCAUUCAAAAGUUAACGUCCAAACACUUGAUACAUUGUUGUUGCAGAUGAAAUAUAACACGCAAAAUUCAAUAUAAAUAUUUUCCAGUUGGCUAGAUAGUAAUUAAGUCAUUCAAGCAACUUUACUGAAGCCCCCUCUACUUGAUGGUUGGUCUCGCAUGUCCGCCAUAUUUGUAGUUUAUUUACACAAGUUUGUAGUUCUAAUCAAUUUCACGUCCAACACACAAUGUACUGUCUGCAAUAUUAGCAGUUCGAGUAUGGACGCUUCUACACUUUUGGUUUUUACUGGAAAUGGCGAACCAUCCAUACUCUUUUCAACACACUACACUUUGGGACAUACUAAUUCUAUUUUCGAAUACUAUUUAGGACAGAUAGUAUGCGAAUUGGGACACAGCAAUAAUGUUUUUUUUCAAAUACUAUGAAUUCGGACAUACUACUCGGCUCACAUACUGAUUUUAGUGUACUAUAUAGUAUGGAUGUAUGCGAUUUUGGACGCAGCCCAAGCGUUAUUCAGUCUGGAGAAGCGUCCGCCAUGUUGAAUGCGCUCUGCCAUAAGCUUGAGCUUCCUCUGUGGUACAGAAGAGUUUUGUACUUUCGCCUCAGCACAACAUCCACCGGUGUCUUCUGUAAGGGAAACAUUUCCGUAGCUUUAACAUAUAUGCAAAUAAUGGUCGUAAUCGGCUUUCUUGUUUCUUUCUUCUUCAUGACCGUGUGUAUAAUUCUGCCGGCUUUGAUGUAUACAGUGAGUCCCUUUUGCUAAUUUAAUGUUAUUUAAAUGUUACAAGCGCGCUUUUAACCAAAUUCUCUGUUGUGGCAGAGUUUCUCUCCAGAUAACUUAAUGAUCCGUACGAUUGAUAGAUUUAUUUGAUGUGUAAAUUUGGGGUUCCAGAGAACAAUAUAUUGCUUUUUUUUUUUCCAUCUUUUUUUUAUUAUUAUUUUUCUAUCCUGUUUAUUUUUUGUCUAUAAUAAUAUUAAUAAUCUAAAGUCGUACUGUACCAGGACUGUGCUCUAUAUUAUUUCUAGUGAUGGAUUUUUUUAAUACAUGUGAACGUUCAGUGUCAAGGUUGGAAUUCUGAUUACCUCAUUAUUGCCAGAUUUCUGUUUGUGAAAAACUUCAACUCUCAGAUUCAAGCAUCUCAUCUCUUGGGCUUCAGUGUAAUCAGUUUGUUCUCAACACGUCCUCCGCUCAGUUUUCUGCGUGUUGGUUUUCCAUACUUGGUUAAAUAUGUGGAUUCUGAAUUGGAAUUAAUGCUUACAUACCCAAUAAAGAUGUUCUUACACCAAA